Messenger RNA from Chenopodium quinoa (quinoa), 756 nucleotides. RefSeq lists its product as uncharacterized. Lineage: Eukaryota; Viridiplantae; Streptophyta; Magnoliopsida; Caryophyllales; Amaranthaceae. The coding region runs from base 1 to 756 and encodes 251 amino acids. The record is from RefSeq and is a predicted model, not a curated record. The transcript has a single exon.
AUGGAGCCUGAAACUCUCCUCAAUCUCUAUGAUACUUAUUGGUUUGACCAUGAUUUACUCACCAAGAAAAAACCCACUAAAUUUCAAAAAAUCCCAGAAAUACCCUCAUCAAAUCCAGAAAUUCCAACUCUUCCAACAAUUCAAACCAAAUCAGCUGAAAGAAAAAUCAGCUCAAAUUCUUCUCCCCAAAAAAAACUAAGUGAUUCUUCUUCUGCAUCUCCAAAUUCUGUGCUUUUUUCCCCAAAACUUCAAACUAUAUUUUCUGGGAGAAUUUCAGCAGAUUUUGAAAUCCCAGAAGUUACCGUUACAACCCCAAAAACUGGGUGUACACCAUUGAAGGGUAAUUUGGGAAGAAUAAAGAAAAAGAAGAAUUUAAGCAAAAGUUUAUCAGACCUUGAAUUUGAAGAGCUAAAAGGGUUUAUUGAUCUGGGUUUUGUUUUUUCAGAAGAAGAUAAGGAUUCAAGUUUGGCUACUAUUAUUCCUGGAUUACACAGGUUAAAAAACUGUAGCGAGCAUACUCGCGAAAAGGGUAAUGAUAUAUGCAGCCGUAAUGAUACCGAUAACGAUAACAAUAACAAUAGUCAUGACAGCAGUUCAAUUUCAAGGCCUUACUUGUCAGAAGCAUGGGAAGAAUUGGAAAAGAAGAGAAGAGAAAACUAUGUGUUUAAUUGGAAAGUUCCUGCUCCUGAAAAUCAAGUUCAAAUGAAGGAUUAUCUCAGAUUUUGGGCUCACACUGUUGCUUCAACUGUUAAAUAA